UCUUGUGAAAAAGCUAGCCCACUAAUUCUCACUCUUCCCACUCAAUCAGCAACCUGUCUCCACACUAUUUCAAGCUGACGCUUUUUCUCCUCAGAAAAUAAGUUGAAAUCUGAAAAGCCCACAAAAUCAAAAACUUGAAAAAUGUGUAUAUAAUUCCAUUUGUCCACUGAUAUAGCCCUCAUCAUACCAUACAGUUCCACCAUCUCUUCACUUCAUACUGUUCCUUCACUUCAGUUCUUGAAAAUAUGAGAUUUCUUGGCAAUGAAGUUUCCAACCUAAGACUCGUAGAUUGUUCUCUUAGAAUGUUUGUUGUUCCUUUGAGUGUUGCAUCCAUAUGGCUAACUGUCACCAACCAGCAAGAUAACAACAUCUAUGGAAAAGUGGAGUACAGUAAUUUCAUUGGACUCAAGUACAUGGUUUGCAUCAGUGCAAUAUCUGCAGGAUAUGCCAUUUUUGCUGUUGCUUCCUCAUGGGUCAGAUGCCUAAUGACUAAAACAUGGCUUUUCUUUGUUUCAGAUCAGAUGCUAGCAUAUUUAACGGUGACAUCAAUGGCUGCAUCGGUGGAGUUUCUUUACUUGGCAUAUAAUGGGGAUCAAAAAGUGACAUGGAGUGAAGCCUGUGGUUCUUAUGGAAAGUUCUGCAAUAGAUUGAAAACAGCUUUGGCUCUUUAUGUUAUUGCAGUUUGUUGUUUCCUUGCAUUGGCUGUAAUCUCAGCUUAUAGGGUCUUUAGGAGAUUUGAGCCUCCUUUUGUUCCUUCUAAGGAAGCUGGGCAAGAAAGGACUUAAAAAGUUGUCCCUUCUGAGUGUACAUUUGCACGAUAUGAAUAUGAAUGUUACUACUCAUGUUCAGUAUUGAAAUAAGGUCUCUGUUAAAUAUAUGUUUGAUACGUUGGAUAGGACACGAGACAUGAUUGAGAAAGAGUCGAGUCUUCUUAGUUAUAAUGUUUUCUAGAUUAAUAUUGCAUUGACAUCCAAAUAAACGGCACCAUUGUA
Molecule: messenger RNA, 992 nt
Organism: Olea europaea var. sylvestris
Lineage: Eukaryota; Viridiplantae; Streptophyta; Magnoliopsida; Lamiales; Oleaceae
Product: CASP-like protein 2D1
Exons: 3
Coding region: 246-785 (179 amino acids)
Source: RefSeq, a predicted model, not a curated record